AUGGAAAAAUUAGAGUUCUCCGAAAAGACAGAUGUUCAAAAAGCAGAGAGAAGUCAAGGUUUGAGAAAAAAGGACUACAUAAAAAAUGGUAUAAAAGUCUUGGUUGUAUUGGUUCUUUUGGUUGCAAUCUUUUUGAUCGUCUAUACAAUAAAGACUGCCAAGAAACAUCACAAGGAGGAGCAAAAUGCACCAUCUCCAGUUCCUCCACCCUACAACCCAACUUCAAACCCAUCGGGCGAUGAUCCUGUUAAAGUUGAUUUGAUUUUGUUACGUAAUGCUACCAGAAUAGGCGCUGUUUGUCUUGAUGGAAGCCCACCUGCGUACCAUUUUAGCAAGGGUUUUGAUUCUGGUUCGGAUAAUUGGCUAAUUCACAUUGAGGGUGGUGGCAUGUGCAAUGAAGUAGAGACAUGUUCCCGACGAAUGCUGACUCCGGGUGGAUCAUCGAAGUUCAUGGAGAAAAUGGGUUUUGGCGGAAUUUUGAGUAGCAACAAGUCAAAAAAUCCUGAGUUCUAUAACUGGAACAGAGUAAAGGUACGCUAUUGUGAUGGUGCGUUUUUUUCUGGGAGUCCCAACGGCGAAAAUGAGACUACAGGAAAUCUCUUCUUCAGAGGACAGCGUAUCUGGGAUGCAGUUAUGGCCGAACUGUUAGAUUUAGGGAUGAUUAAAGCUAAACAGGCUUUUCUAACAGGUUGCUCUGCCGGUGGAAUUGCAACUCUCGUACACUGUGAUAGUUUUGCAGAAUUAUUUACUGCUGGAGAAGUUAAUGUGAAAUGUCUCUCAGAUGCAGGGUUUUUCAUCGACGGGAAAGCUGUAUCUGGUGAAUACUUGAUGCGAUCUUUCUUUCGUACUGUGGUAGAAUUCCAGGGCAUGGAGGCUAGUUUGAAUAAAGAGUGUAUCUCGGAACUGAAAGAAUCUCCGUCCCAGUGUUUAUUUCCUCAAAAUUAUCUCAAGUACAUAAAGACGCCAGUUUUCCUCGUAAAUCCUUCUUAUGAUGCCUUGCAGAUGGAAUACGUUUUGCUUCCACCUAUUCCAGACAUUUAUUGGGCCAAUUGUACAAAGAGCAUUACACAAUGUGACCCAAGUCAGCUCGAUAAAUUACAUGGAUUCCGAGAUUCUAUGUUAAAUGUACUAAGCCAAUAUCAGGAGAAGAAAAAUAUGGGUAUGUUCAUAGAUUCAUGCUUUGCUCAUUGCCAGACGGAUAGCAACAAAUGGCAUUUGAAUUCUCCGAGGAUCAAUAAUAAGACUAUUGCAGAAGAAGUAGGGGAUUGGUAUUUCAAUAGAAAGACGGUACACGAUAUCGACAAUUGCCGAUAUCCUUGCAAUCCUACUUGUAGUAAUAAAGUAUGGGAAUAA
Papaver somniferum (opium poppy) is the source of this 1353-nucleotide messenger RNA. Its product is annotated as pectin acetylesterase 5-like. Gene Ontology annotation, molecular function: hydrolase activity. The record is from RefSeq and is a predicted model, not a curated record. Lineage: Eukaryota; Viridiplantae; Streptophyta; Magnoliopsida; Ranunculales; Papaveraceae. Bases 1 to 1353 code for a protein of 450 amino acids. The transcript has 12 exons.